Messenger RNA from Alternaria alternata, 1961 nucleotides. Its product is annotated as DNA repair protein rad18. Bases 257 to 1837 code for a protein of 526 amino acids. The transcript is spliced from 3 exons. Gene Ontology annotation, molecular function: single-stranded DNA binding; ubiquitin protein ligase activity. Gene Ontology annotation, biological process: protein monoubiquitination; DNA damage tolerance. The record is from RefSeq and is a predicted model, not a curated record. Gene Ontology annotation, cellular component: nucleus; Rad6-Rad18 complex. NCBI's taxonomy places the organism in Eukaryota, Fungi, Ascomycota, Dothideomycetes, Pleosporales, Pleosporaceae.
AGACUGCGCAGAGCGAGAGUGGAAGUAAGGCUGAUGCAUCAUCGAUCUUUGUCCUUGUAUCUGAGAGUAUGCACAAAUGCUCUUACUUCAAGAGGUGCUUGUACGAAGUAAGUCUAUGUCUCAAAGGCAGUUCGUCAGAAACCUUAUUCACUCAACCCAAUCUCACUAACAUUUGCUCAAACUGGACCUCCAAGUUGCGAGCCGUACAAAAAUCCACCCUUUUCCUCAACUCCCCGAUCGCGACCCACUUCCGCUGAUGACAAAGCGAUCAGAACCCAAGCGCGGUCACGUGGUCGACGUGACGCGAUCGAAGCCGGCGCGUCGGAGUCCAGCCCAAGAGGACCCGUCUGUCAACUCUCUGUCAUACCAAGUAAUUCCUGUCUGCGAUAGACCCAUGGACUCUUCCUUCGAUCUCCCCGACUCCACCGAUUGGAUCAAGACUUCCCUACCCGCGUUCGAACCGCUCGAGGCUGCGUUGCGCUGCGAAGUCUGCAAGGAAUUCUACAACAACCCUGUCAUCACGUCGUGCAGUCAUACCUUCUGUUCAAUAUGUAUACGAAGAUGCAUUGCGGCGGACGGGAAGUGUCCAAGCUGCAAGACUGGAUGUUCCAGCGACAAACUGGCGCCCAACAUUGCCGUCAGAGAAGUGGUGAUGCGGUUCCAGGAGGCGAGACCAAAGGCUAUGGAGUUGGCGCGUGCAGACAAAGAAGGAGAGACUGCAGCAGCUAGUAAAAAGAAGAGGAAACUAGACGAUACGGAUAUGGAAGAUGGGGACAACGUCAGGCAUACACGGUCGCGACAAACACGAACGAGAAGCCAGCGCAACAACGACAGGAGUGAAUCGCCAAUGGUCGUCGCUGAUAGCGAGGAUGAUGGCGAUGAGGAUUUCAUGCCAGACGGCAUGGCUAGGUGCCCAAUGUGCAACAAAGCGAUGAAGGCGGAGCUGGUCUACAACCAUCUGGACGUAUGCACCGGGCCUGAAGCUUCGCAGGGACGCAGUACCCGGUCAAGGACUAAAAGCGCCUUUCCACCUGCCUUCCAAAUCCGGAAGAAGGACCCCUCGCCUCCGCCUAUGAGAUUGUCACAGCUCAACUACGCUAUGUUGAAGGAGACUGCGCUGCGCAAGAAGUUACAAGAAAUUGGCAUACCUACCUGGGGUACAAAAGACUUGAUGAAGAGGCGACACAUCGAAUGGCUGAACAUCUACAACUCGAAUUGCGACGCUGAUGAGAGCGUGAGGAAGAGUAAGAAGCAGCUUUUGAGAGAGUUGGAUGAGUGGGAGCAGACACUUGGUGGGAAGGCGGGCACUAAAGAGAGCAAAAUAAUGAAGAAGGAUUUCGACGGCAAUGGGUAUGCGAAGUCACACAAAACCGAAUUUGACGACCUAAUAGCGCGAGCACGGCAGAAGCGAGGCACCCCCAAGACAGACAGUGAAGAGCCUUCUGAGCGAAACACGCCUGCAAAAGAGCAGAACACCGAAUCGCAUGUUUGCCACACGGAACCAGUCAACAGUAUCGAAAUCUCUAACCAUGGAUCAUCGUCGAACCAUGUUCCCUCGGAUAGACAAGCAUCGCCAUCGAAUAGCGGCAAUCCUUGCGAAAACAACGAAUUAGCGCUUGAUGGUAUACGAGCGAAAGUUGAAGAAGCCAGAAUCACAUCCGCCGAAGUACCUGCCUUGACGUCUGAGCAGUCGAUAGAGGGCGGAGGAAGGCAUGGCUCAGCGACUAUGGACGGCGUACAGAAUUCUUUAGGAAGUCCAAAUCGCAACAUGCCCAUGGUUGCGCUUCCAGAAGAACCAGUCCGAGAUGUGGAGGGAGGCACAGCUGUGCAAUCUUAGGUAGUUGCGAUGAUUGACAACAACAGAGCUAAAGGCCCAUCUUUUAAAAGGGCUCUCAUCGUUCCAAUAUUGGUGUCUUUCGCACAUAACAUCCACACGCAUUUGUUAAACAAGACAUUUACAC